Messenger RNA from Aaosphaeria arxii CBS 175.79, 826 nucleotides. RefSeq lists its product as uncharacterized. The record is from RefSeq and is a predicted model, not a curated record. The coding region runs from base 62 to 445 and encodes 127 amino acids. The transcript has a single exon. NCBI's taxonomy places the organism in Eukaryota, Fungi, Ascomycota, Dothideomycetes, Pleosporales.
CGAACAUGAACAGACUUCAGACUUCAAAACCGGCGAGACAUGUCCCUGCUGGGCCGGCCCAAUGCCAAUGUCACCUCCGCCCAGCAUCUUCAUCCAUCCCAUCACCCAAUCACCCGUCACCAUCUCCUCCUCCACCGGAUCCAUUCCUCCACUCCUCCACUCCUCCCUCCCGUCGCCUGCUCCUCCCACUGAUGACGCCCGCCCAUCCAUUAACUCUCCCUUAGUGGUGAUUGUGAUGGUCGACGCGCGCAGCCAACGGCGUCAUGAUCGUCCUCGAGACGGCAAGCAGACCCACGGAUUCACCUUCACCGACUUCUGCUCAAGAGAUUCCACGAGCAUCUGCAUCGGACGGUGGUUACUGCACUGCACGUAUCCAGAGUUACAUGCGCAUAAUCCGUACACUUCACCCCGUACACAAGCGUUCUCUCAGCCAAUCACCGCUUGAUACGGAGAAACCACGGAAUACAUUUGAGCCUACAGGACAGUAAUAGUAGAUGGUGAGUAAGUACGGAGUACUCCGUAUUAAUGAGGCUGGGAAUCAAGCUACUGUGGAGGUGGCCGUUCCAGGUCAUUUUGCUUCACGAGCUCCGAGCCCUUCCUAUCUGGUGUCCACGGAGUAGCAUCGCCUCGUAUCCUCUUCGCUGUCUGGCUCCAGGCCUUGAACAUCUCCAGGGCAGAACCGGCGGGGAGGAGAGAGAGCAUUGAGAAACGAUGGAAUGCACCAAGCCAGCCAGAGACCCUUCCGCUACCCAGCCAUUCCAUGUUACUGUUCGCCGUAUCCAUUGUUGUGGCCGGCUCCAAGUACCCAUCCAUUGGCAAUACCCAC